AUGGCCAUUACCAACGUCGCCCUCAUCGGCGGCACAGGCACGCUCGGCGCACCCGUCCUCAACGCGCUCAAAACCUCCGAGUUCGACAUCUUCAUACUCAACCGCCAAACAUCCAAAUCCGUCUACCCCAAAACGAAAGUCAUCACAGUCCACGACGACCUGAACGUCGAUGGGGUCGCCAAGGUACUGCGAGAGAACAAGAUCGACGCCCUCGUCAUCACCAUCGCAGGAAGCCAUGUGGAGUCGCAGAAGAAGCUCAUCGAUGCCGCAUUCAAGGCCGGCGUGAAGCGCGUGAUGCCCGCUGAGUUCGGCAGCUGCGACUCUGCGGAUGACAAGACGAAUGAGAUCCUGCCACUCAUGAAGGGCAAGAAAGAUGUCCGGGACUACCUCUUAACAUUGGAGGGCAAAGAGCGUGAAGACGGCAUGGGAAAGCUUACCUGGACGAGUCUGGUCACCGGCCAUUUCUUCGACUGGGGCAUGACCUGCGGACUAUUGAAGUUCGAUGUCAAGGCUCGCAAAGCAUACAUUCUCGAUGGCGGCAAGAUCAAGUUCUCCGCCUCAAACCUGGACUUCAUCGGCAAGGCGGUCAUCAAGAUCUUGGAGAAGCCAGAAGAGACUGCGAAUAAGUUACUCUACGUCCACAGUCACCAUGUCACGCAACUUGAGGUCCUUGCUGCGCUGGAGAAAGCUACCGGCGAUAAGUUCGAGCGAAUCGACCAAAACAGCAAGGACGAGUUGGAUGUGUCUCGGCCGAAGAUGUUGAGCGGUGACGGCGAAGCGAGGGAGGAGGUCGUUGCAGUGUGGGGUGUUGUUGCAGCGGACUGGAAAAAGAAGGAAGGAUUCGCGAACGAGAUGCUUGGACUACAGGAAGAAGAUCUCGAUGCAGUCGUACGAAGGGUUGUGGCGGAGUUGUGA
Molecule: messenger RNA, 915 nt
Organism: Alternaria hordeiaustralica
Lineage: Eukaryota; Fungi; Ascomycota; Dothideomycetes; Pleosporales; Pleosporaceae
Exons: 1
Coding region: 1-915 (304 amino acids)
Molecular function (GO): oxidoreductase activity
Source: RefSeq, a predicted model, not a curated record